AUGUCUGCACAAGAAGUGUCAGAGAUAACACCUAAUUUGUCUGAGCCCACGCCUGAGCAAUCUCAGAAUAUUAUGCAAGAAAGAAUCGACGAAGUAUCCGUAUUAACUGAUGAUGAAAAAAAUGAAAUGUGCGACAUGAUUUCUAACUAUCGAAUUGAUGAAACAAUGGCCGACGAGUUUCAUGAAAUCAUAUGUAACACCGUGAUUAAAGACAAAAAAUUAUGA
This is a messenger RNA of Macrosiphum euphorbiae (potato aphid), 225 nucleotides long. NCBI's taxonomy places the organism in Eukaryota, Metazoa, Arthropoda, Insecta, Hemiptera, Aphididae. The record is from the annotation of a GenBank genome assembly.